Molecule: messenger RNA, 2206 nt
Organism: Ixodes scapularis (black-legged tick)
Lineage: Eukaryota; Metazoa; Arthropoda; Arachnida; Ixodida; Ixodidae
Product: histone-lysine N-methyltransferase SMYD3
Exons: 11
Coding region: 124-1506 (460 amino acids)
Cellular component (GO): nucleus
Molecular function (GO): protein binding
Source: RefSeq, a predicted model, not a curated record
AUCCAAGCCAAGCUAGUGACUCUGAGCGCUGUGUGAGUGUUCUCGCGAUUUUGCCCGCGGUGAUACGAUUCACGCGAAUCGUUGCUCUAAAGUCUGUCCUUGCAGUUAGCACUUUUGCCUGCCAUGCUAAAGUACGCGCGAGGAACGGAAAUUCUGACCUCCCAUCCGUUUGUUUACAUCUCAGAAAAAGAGCGGAGGGGCCGGAUCUGCGACUUCUGUUUCUCCGGCUCGGAAAACCUUCGGCGAUGUUCGAGGUGCAAGAUACUCUACUUCUGCGGGAAGGAGUGCCAGGCUGCAGCCUGGCCCGACCACAAGGUGGAGUGCGCUUGCCUCGAGAAGGUUUCCCCAGAGGUGCCAGCUAACCCCGUGAGGUUCUUCUGCCGUCUCCUGAUCAAGCUUAAGGUACGACUGGCUGCCGCCUGGCCCCCGUUUCAGUGCAAGUGCAGGCACAGCAGGAGCUACAAGAGACACGUCAGCUGCGGCUCGGACCGAACCGGUGUUUGGGCGAGGGCGUUCCUUCGCAGACCUGGUGGCACACGUGGAAGAGAUCAAGAGGGACGCCAAGCGCGUGGCGCAGUUCCAGAGGCUGUGGAUGACGGCCGGGGCGUUCUUGGGAGACGAGUACCUGCCUCCUGCAGAAACGGGCCUCGAGAUCUUCGGAAAGGCAAACUGAGAAGCUUUGCUCGUCACCUUGUGGUGAUUCGUGUAGCUUUUUUUCUCCACUUUCAGAUGGUGGUGAACACAUACACCAUCACCAAUUACGAGGAAUGUCCCAUAGGUACGGGCCUAUACAUUGGCCCUUCCAUUCUGGACCACUCCUGCACGCCCAACGCACAGGCCGUCUUUGACGGCCGCACACUGCGGCUGAGAGCUGCGGCGGACAUCGAGUGCGACUCCGUGGACGGAAUCAGGGUCUCGUACAUCGACCUGAAGGAACUGAGGCGGACGAGGAUCGAAGAGCUGAGGGAGCGCUACUACUUCAGCUGCAACUGCCCGCGGUGCAGUGCGGAUGAGGCGCAGGAGUACCUUACUGAAAAGUCCCCAUCACUGACUGCCAAAGCCAAGGAGCUUCUCGGAGAGUUUAUGCGAGCAGAGGUCCACGCAAGGGAGGACCUAGUGCGCCUGCGUGGGCAAGCCGAGGCCCUUCUGAGCUCCCACGAGCUCCCCGCCACAGACGCGGCCAGGAGCGAGGCGCUGGAGCUGCUCUCGAAGAGCUGCCUCGAGAUGGGCGACUUCGACGCCGCUCUGCCCUACUACCUUGCCAAGGAGGAAACCUACAGGCGCUGCUACGGCCCCUACAGCCUCGUCUAUGGCGUGCUGCUCUUCACCAUUGCCAAGCUUUAUCACCACAAGGCUUUGCUCCAGGAGGCACUGCAGUACUUCGAGAAGGCCUCCGAAGUUGUGACCGUCAGCCACGGAAGAAAUCACCGGCUGUACCGAGACCUUUCGGAGGCCCUCUGCCACUGCAAGCUGGAGCUGCAAGCACAAAGCGACCACGCAAAGUAGUGAGAGCUCGAGACAGGACUUCAGAGUGCUUUCAUUUUCCGUCCCUCUUCUCUACUCGCUCUGCGUCAUGCCCUUCGGGGCAGUGCUUUGGCCGGUUCGUAGAGGCUGCUGUCACGUCGGUGGCUUCGAGAAAAAGCGCCAGUUUACGGACUCAAGGUCAGUGGGCCUACAUUCCAGUCGAGGUGCCCGCAAUUCGACGGAGGCUUGUUGUGGUGAAGAUGACGGUUGCAUAGUGCAAGCCAUGAGAGCCAAAUUAGAAAAGCAAAGUGAGUUGUGUGGCGUCGCAACCUUGUCACCGUUAUAAAAUCUGCAAGGUGGGUGAUGGUCCUGCAGAAAUGUCCAAACAGUCGAGAAUGUCAUAAAUUUCGGCACCCGGAAAAUCGGUCGGCAUGCCAUACAACCGAAACUCGGUACGGGAAACCAAUGAAACAAAAUGUGCUCCGUGCCAUACCUGUGGAAAUUUGGAGGUAAUUAAAAUAACUUGAGAUAUAUGCUCGCGAUAAUUAAAACUCUGAUAUUUCAUUCUUUUGAUUAAUUCAAACUAAUUUUAAAAUUUUGGUCAGCUCAAUAUGUUUUAAAUGUAUUCAUAAGCUGCUUAAUUUGAGCAGCGUUUAUGUGUAAUUGAUACUUUUCAUUCUUGCGGCUCAGUUGAAAGUGUGCUUCUUUCCGAGCACCGGUGCACUGCAGAGAGGUAACGCCC